AUGAUCGAGUUUCUUCAUUAUGUGUACCAGACAGCGACGGAUAAUGCUAAGUUUUUUUCUAUAUUACUGAGUAUAAGUGUCGUUGCCUCUAUCUACCUACUACAAAUACUCCGCAAUUAUGUGCGGAUUCUAAAAUUAGUGGAGGAAAAUAAUAGAAAAGAGGGUAAACUGUUGGGGCUCUGCGUGGUACAUGAGUUUACCUACUCAUGGAGAAGAGGAGUCACCCUAAGACCCAUUCAUUUUGGCUCGAAAGAGCAAAAGUGCGGAGUAAAAGAAAAAGAAUCGGAAGGAGAAGUGUGA
This is a messenger RNA of Zea mays, 300 nucleotides long. NCBI's taxonomy places the organism in Eukaryota, Viridiplantae, Streptophyta, Magnoliopsida, Poales, Poaceae. The record is from the annotation of a RefSeq genome assembly.